GGUCGUCACGGUCUCGGGUCGCUGUAUUUGUUUGCUGCUGGCAACGGAGGCUUUAAGAAGGACUCUUGUGGUGCCGACGGCUUCGUAAACAAUCCUUUUGUGAUCGCAGUCACUGCGCUCGACGAAGAGGGCACUCAGCCUCCAUUUACCGAAACAUGUUCGGCCGUCCGUGUCUCCAUUCCAAACACAAGCGGUCGCUUUUUACUCUCCGGCAAGCCUAGCCUUGUGAGUUCGCCCGAUUCUCUCUUUAAUUGUCUUCUUUAUAAAUCGCCAACUAGUCAGCAUAUCGCUUCACUCAUCUCAUUUCAUGCACACAACAGCAGAAUCUUCACUUCUACCAAAUAUUCAUUCUUUAAAUUGGCAGAUUGA
This is a messenger RNA of Protopolystoma xenopodis, 369 nucleotides long. NCBI's taxonomy places the organism in Eukaryota, Metazoa, Platyhelminthes, Monogenea, Polystomatidea, Polystomatidae. The record is from the annotation of a GenBank genome assembly.